UUCAGUAUUACCGAGAUUACCGAGAUUACGGAGAUAUCGCGGAGAAAGGUUGCCCCGCGGAACCCACACCAGUGCUAUUAAACUAAUUAUUUCUCAGUUUUUUCCGACGGUUAUAACUUAUGCGGCACCAAAGUUUUUGCGUUAUCCAUUCCUAAAUAAAUGCAAUAAACCCUGAAGAACAGUUUUACACUUUUGUACAAUCUAAGUGUAUCGACAUAUGGCGAUGAUAUAAACUGUGCGACGCGUCGUUAGUUAUAUCCGUGGGAAUAUUUACGAAGCAUUUGUUGUUAUAUCUUGUCGUAAUGACGUAAUAUAAGCGUCACUAUGGCACGGCGCAAAGUACCAGGUUCUCUGACAAUCGUUAUAAUGGUUCUCUUCACCCUGUUAGUGAUUAUUUAUCACAUAUUAAGCGACGACGUCGAAGACAUAUCUGCAGGCAGGGUCAAAGUCGAGGGCGUCUAUCCUCCUAACGAUUUAAACGAAAGUCCUUUUGGCUUUGCUACACAGCAGCAGCAUGACGCCGAUAUAUUGACGAAUUCCAAGAGUAGGCUGGCAUAUUUGAAACAUGAACAAAGCUACGAGGAAGUUGUGCCUCUGUUCAAAGGACACAAAAUCGUUCACUUGGACUUGAAGGGCGCUCCGCCUACCGUAAAGUAUUACAGAUAUUUAUUCCCAUUGUUGCACAGACUGGGGGCUACUGGUAUUUUAAUCGAGUACGAAGACAUGUUUCCAUUCAACGGCGAAGUAGAGAAUAUCAGAGCUUUGAAUUCUUACAGUCGUCGAGAUAUUGUAGAGAUCCAAAAACUGGCAAAGAACAGUGAUCUAGAAAUUAUACCGCUGAUACAAACUUUUGGACACUUUGAGUUUGUACUAAAAUUGGAGAAAUACAAGGAUCUGCGAGAAGUUGCUCGCUAUCCUCAAGUACUCUGUCCGUCGCACAACAAAACGCUUCCUCUUCUUUACGAAAUGCUGGACCAAGUUAUCGGCGCUCAUCCAAAUAUCAAGCACUUCCACAUCGGAGCUGAUGAAGUUUAUCAACUCGCCGAAUGCUCCAGAUGCUUUGAGGUUUUGGAAAGAAAUAAGUGGGAUAAACAGCAGCUGUUCCUUUCUCAUGUGGUGAGAGUAGCAACCUAUAUUAAAAAAAAAUAUCCUACAGUGAAGGUUCUAAUGUGGGAUGACGAGUUCAGGGAUAUAUCUGUGCAAGAAAUUACUGAUAGUGGGUUGAACAAACUAAUAGAGCCAGUGGUCUGGAAAUAUACUACAGAUCCAAAAGUAUCUCUGACAGAAAAUAUGUGGGAGAAUUAUGUUGAACUUUGGCCAGAAAGUGUGUGGAUCGCGACAGCGUUCAAGGGUGCUACGGCACCGGAUCGUUAUUAUACAGACAUUUCUUAUCAUUUGAGAAAUCACGAGGGUUGGCUGGAAAUCAUUCGCAAAUACUCUUCCAGGAUUAAAUUUAAGGGUGUCUUUUUGACUGGGUGGCAAAGAUACGACCAUUUCAGUGUUCUCUGCGAUUUGCUUCCUUCCGCUAUUCCAUCUCUAGCUGUGAACUUGGCAGUUUUGAAAUCGUCAACGCUGUACGAUUUUCCACACGAUAUUCCUGAUAAUAUUUUGAAAAUUCUUAAUUGCGAAACGCCGGUGACUUUGUCUAUACCUGAGCCACAAUUUGGCUGGACAUAUUGCGGCUUUCAUGGGUCAAUGAUAUAUUCCAUCAUCUUACGAUUACACACGCUAAACCAAGAAAUUGCCAGAAUGGAACAGGACAGUACAUUCAAGGGGUGGGUAAAAGAGUAUAAUUUGAACUACGCUUUUUCCAAUCCUAGUCACAUAGAACAUGCAUUGAGUAGCUUAGGCGAGUAUAAAAAUGAAAUAAUAUACAUUGAGACAGACAUGCGGAAGGCAAUGGAAGACAUCUACGAUAAUUAUACAAUUGAUGAGUGGAUUGAAACUUAUGUAGAGCCUUUGAAUGAAAAGUUGACCAAACUUUUGGCGCUUAAGAAUAGAAUAUUAGAACGUGAUAGUUGGCCGAGAAGGCCAUUAACGAAGCAUGAGCUUUAAACCGAAUUCAUCAAUAACAUUGGAUUGAUUAUACUUCAGUUUGUUUGUUACAAAUUAUCGACAAAAAUAUGCCGAUAAUUGUUAAAGUACAUUACUUAUUGUCCUUGUUAUCAUCCUAUUAGUAUACUACAUAGUCUGAUCAAGUUAAUGAUAAGGCAUAGAGACGUGUAGAAGCUCAUUUGUACUUGACGAAUCAAGAUCCUUCAAAUAUAAUUGAAAUAUAUAUCUAUUAAACUCACAGUACACAUAAUAUUUAAACAUGUUAUCCUGAAAAAAUGUAUGAGACAUCAUAAUUUGCGGUAUAGAUUUGAACUGAUUUACGGUCAUAUUUAUUCUAUAGUUACGUAUUUGGUUAUUUAUAAUUCCUGUGCACGUAUUUAGCAAGUAUAAUAAUAAGGAGAAGAUCGUUCAGUAGGGUAAAAAAUUCAUCAUUUAUUUUUGCGUCAUGGUAUAUGACUUUAUCAUGUAAUUUUUAGAGUAUUACUGAAUGAUUUAUAGUAAAUUUUGCUUAAGAAAUCUCAUUGUCGGUUCUAUAAGUCGUUUCACAAUGGUUUUUUUUUUUUUUUGUUUCCGUAGGCUGGUAGGUCGUCGUUCCAUGUUAUGCAAAAGCAUAGCUAAUGUUAAGCAACCAUGACUUGAGAAUUAGACUGAGAAAUAUAAUUUUUAAGUAUCUGUUCCAUCUUAUCAUUAUAAUGUAUGAUAAUGUAAAUAUUGUAACUAAUAUAAUAUCGAUAUAAAUAUCUUUUCAACUUA
Messenger RNA from Neodiprion virginianus, 2808 nucleotides. Its product is annotated as hexosaminidase D-like. The record is from RefSeq and is a predicted model, not a curated record. Bases 325 to 2055 code for a protein of 576 amino acids. Gene Ontology annotation, molecular function: hexosaminidase activity. The transcript has a single exon. Gene Ontology annotation, biological process: carbohydrate metabolic process. NCBI's taxonomy places the organism in Eukaryota, Metazoa, Arthropoda, Insecta, Hymenoptera, Diprionidae.